Molecule: messenger RNA, 1795 nt
Organism: Galleria mellonella (greater wax moth)
Lineage: Eukaryota; Metazoa; Arthropoda; Insecta; Lepidoptera; Pyralidae
Gene: Uro
Product: uricase
Exons: 5
Coding region: 115-1125 (336 amino acids)
Biological process (GO): purine nucleobase catabolic process; urate catabolic process
Cellular component (GO): peroxisome
Molecular function (GO): urate oxidase activity
Source: RefSeq, a predicted model, not a curated record
ACUCGUAUAAGAUGGAGCUCCGGCUUCUACUAUCACAGUCUGCCUAGGUUUGGCUUAAUGCGCCGACGCAGUUUUUUACACACCCUCAAAAUUAAGUGAAUUUCUAAGUCAAAAAUGCCGUGGACGAGUGCUAACAGAAUCUAUGCCAAGCCUUCUAAUUCUAGUUCCGGAGAGGGAUCUAUCGGAACUAACAAUGCCCGUGUCGCUCUCACUGCUGCCGCUGACAGUGGAGGUCGGUUUGAACUAAGUGACCAUGGCUACGGAAAGGAUUCAGUGAAGCUUCUCCAUGUCCACCGCGACGGAAAUUUUCACACUAUUCGCGAGUUUGAAGUAUCCACCGAAUUGAAACUUACAUCUGAGACCGCUUAUGUCUUGGGCGACAACAAAGAAGUUGUCGCAACAGACUCACAGAAGAAUACUGUGUAUUUGUUAGCUAAAAAGCACGGAGUGAAAACGCCAGAAGAAUUUGGUGCACUGGUUGUGAACCACUUUUUGUAUAUGUAUAAACAAGUGGUCGAAGCAAAGUGUCGCGUUGUUGAAUACCCAUGGGAGAGGUUGCAAGCAGAAACACCACACAAUCACGCUUUUUUAUUCUCGCCCACAGCUACCCGGUGGGCUGAAAUAUCACAAAAACGACAUGAAGCGGUAGUAGUGAAAUCUGGCUUGAGUGGUCUACGUGUUCUAAAAACUACACAGUCUGCUUUUGUAGAUUUUGUUCAAGACGAAUACACUACUCUUAGUGAUGCAGCAGAAAGAAUAUUCAGUACGGUGGUUGAAGCGGAAUGGAUCUACGAUAAUAUGCGUACAGCUGAUUUUGACAAUGCCUGGCUCACCGUGAAAGACGCCAUAUUGGAUAAAUUUGCCGGCCCGCCAGAUGUUGGAAUUUAUUCGCCAUCUGUGCAACACACUUUGUAUCAAGCUGAGAAGUGUGUAUUAGAAAAAGUUGCCGAGAUUUCAUGGAUCAAGAUGACAAUGCCGAACAAACAUUACUUGAACAUUGACGUCUCAAAAUUCCCCGCAAACAUAACGAAAGGGGAUCCCCGUCAUCAUAUCUACCAACCAAUAGACAAGCCCGCAGGUCUUAUCUAUGCGCAGCUACGGCGUAGACCUAAAAGUCGUUUGUGACGUAACGUCUCAUAGCCAGUUCUAUGAGGAAGUUAUAGACGUAGGCUUAUUCACAGAGGUACCUAUAAUUCUACGAUAACUUUAUGAGACAGUUUUGAAUAUUUGAAGAUUUUUUCACGGUUACCUCAAUUGUUUUAUAUCGUAUUGUUGAAUUCAAUAGUAAUGUAAUAUUUAGGUAUAAAUGUUUAAGACUUUUUAAAUUGGGUUAUAAAUAAUAUUUGUAUAUAGUAAACACAGUCUGGAGAAUAAAAAAAAUUAAAAUUAAUAAUGUAUACGUAUCGUGAUAGUUCAAAAAUUCGAAUAAUUAUUAUAAAGAUUGUUUAUAUAGAGCAUCAUAGCAAUACACUGUAUAUUAGUACAUAUUUAAUUUUGUGUACAGUCGUAUCUGUUAAUGAAUAGCAUAUGUAUACUUUUAUUUAUGAUUGAAUACUGUAAGAAAUAUUUCAGCUGUUUAUCUACAAUUAGGUAUAAUUAUAUGCGGUUACAGUUUACCACUGUCUUUCUUGUUUUGAUGUUGUCAAGGAACUUAAUUGGCUGUGAUUCGUUUUUAAGGGUGAGAUGUAACAUUGUAAUAACUCCUUAAUUUUCAGAAAUUGAAAAAAAUAAUAAAGAAUAUCAGAGUCUGACGUCCGUCCACAAAAUGCCCUGUGAUUCAGUGACAGAGUUUAUU